This is a messenger RNA of Aspergillus alliaceus, 1293 nucleotides long. Its product is annotated as Fe-S cluster assembly protein dre2. The transcript is spliced from 2 exons. The record is from RefSeq and is a predicted model, not a curated record. Gene Ontology annotation, biological process: iron-sulfur cluster assembly. NCBI's taxonomy places the organism in Eukaryota, Fungi, Ascomycota, Eurotiomycetes, Eurotiales, Aspergillaceae. Gene Ontology annotation, molecular function: iron-sulfur cluster binding. Gene Ontology annotation, cellular component: cytoplasm. Bases 80 to 1027 code for a protein of 315 amino acids.
AAAAAAAAGAAAAAAAAAAAAAACAGACAAAGGACGCAGAUAAAAAAGGAAGAAGAAGAGAAAAGGAAAUACAAUCAAAAUGUCCAUCACAAUCGACACCAGCGUCGACAUCGACCUCCCCACCCCACCCCAACCAAACGGCACUCAGAAGCGCAACCUCAUCCUCGCCCCGCCUUCCAUCGCUGCCCACGAAGAGAAACUCCAUCAUGUCUUCUCGACCUUCGAUCGCUCCUCCACCGAUUUGCAGAUGCUCGAUCGGCUAUCUGCCGGCUUUGUCGCCCUCACUCCCAACACAUAUGAUCUUGUGCUCGUUUUGACGGAUGCGCAGUCGGAUGAGACUGUCCGGUUGUUGACGCGGGAUGUUUAUACGGCGUUGGUGCCGGCCAUGAAGGACGGCGCCAGGCUGCAGUUGCAGGAGGGAAGUUUGGCGGGCGGCGAGACGUUGGAGGCGAUUCUUGCUGGGUUGAUAGAGAAGGACGGCGGAUUCGAGAAGCCGGUACAGGAAGCUGCUGUGCCCUUGAGACUGGGAGGAAAGAAGAAGAAGGGUAAGACAAACGGGGUGCAGAACGGAGUUCAGAAUGGCGUGGCUACAAACGGAGCCAGCGCGAACGGAGUGGGAAUGUAUAACCCGGCCGAGGAUCAAGAUGCGGAUGAAUUGAUUGAUGAAGAUGCGUUGCUUUCAGAGGAGGAUUUGAAGAGACCUCUUCCUCGACCCCAAAACUGCCAACCAGAGACCGCCAAGAAGCGCCGGCGUCCUUGCAAGGAUUGCACUUGCGGACUGGCCAGUCAACUCGAGGAGGAAGACCGCGCACGUGAAGCAAAGGCCACCCAAGAUCUGAACAUUCUCAAGCUGAACACAGACGACCUGAACGAUGAGUUAGACUUCACCGUGCAAGGGAAGACGAGCUCGUGCAACAGUUGCUCGCUCGGCGAUGCCUUCCGUUGCUCCAGCUGUCCGUACAUUGGACUGCCGCCUUUCAAGCCUGGCGAGGAAAUCAAGAUUAUGAACGAUAUGGUACAGCUGUGAAGGUCUUUCUUUUGUUGGUCUUUUUUUUUUUCGGGUCUUACUUAUUAUCCCCUAAAAGGUGUUUUGCGUUUUGAUAGAGCUUUCGGUAGGGUUUCGUGAGUGGAUAUCACUGGUCUCGUUAGUUUUUAUAUAAAACCUUUUCAAUUUUCAAUAUAGCGGAAUUGUCUCAUAAUAUUCAUCCCGUAGUAUUCAGAGGUGCAUGUAAACAAAUUGAUCUACUGGAUUAUUUGAACUUAUUGGUUACAGCUUAGUUUUUAGCAUGAGCC